Molecule: messenger RNA, 2743 nt
Organism: Polistes dominula (European paper wasp)
Lineage: Eukaryota; Metazoa; Arthropoda; Insecta; Hymenoptera; Vespidae
Gene: Fbxo42
Product: F-box protein 42
Cellular component (GO): SCF ubiquitin ligase complex
Molecular function (GO): protein binding; ubiquitin-like ligase-substrate adaptor activity
Source: RefSeq, a predicted model, not a curated record
AGUAAAAUAAUAUUAGAAUGAACUUUCUUUAUAACUCUUAUUUCGAGGACGCGAUUCGUUUUUACUUUUGGUGUACAUUCAUGAAAGAUUACGGACGACUACUUUUGUUCGCGUGAUUCCCUAACUUUCUAGUAACUUUUAGAGGACGCCACCUGCGGUUGUACCGCUACAGAGGGUUUAUUCUUUCGCAACAAAGUUAUGUGGAGUUUGUGCUUAGUGAUUUAGUUAUUAUAAAUAAUAAACGUGCUUUAGCGUGUAUAUCAUUAUUUUUGUAGACUGAAUUAAAAUUAAGUAUAGAUAUAGAUAUACAUAUACUUAUAUGUAUAUUUAAUAUUUAGAGAAGAAAAAAGAGAGUGUUCCAUACAAAGAAAUUUUAUAUAAAUAACAAAAUAAUCUAAUAAAUUUAUUAAGGAAACGAGAAGAACUUUUUAAUCUCUAAUAAUAGUACUGCAUUAAUCAAAUUGUUUUUAAUAUUGUCAAGAUAAAAUCAUGUCAGCAAAAAUGGAAUACAAAAUAGAUGAUUUACCGGAUGAAGUACUAGAAUACAUCUUAAGUCUUGUUCCUCCCUACAAAGAUUUACAAGAAUGCAAACUAGUCUGUAAAAGAUGGUGUCGUUUGAUUAAAAAAGUUAAUGAGCACAGUGAGGCAAACUUCCAUAAAGCUGUAUCAUGUGGUGCUUUGUUUUGGAAUGCUUGCUCGAAUAAUAAUCGAAUUCAACAUCAUAUGAUUAGCAAAAGACAUUCUCAUGCAGCUUGUAUCUAUGAUAAUUCAAUGUAUGUAUUUGGAGGAUGUACGGAUACAUUAACUGCUUUUAAUGAUUUGUGGAGAUUAGAUUUAAGUUCGAAAACUUGGGUCAGACUAGUUACAAUGGGCAACUAUCCUUCCCCAAAGGCGUGCGCUACUAUGUUGUAUUACAAGAAGAAUUUUAUUCUUUUCGGUGGAUGGUCUUAUCCUUCUCGUUAUCCUCCAAAUCAGAAUUGGAAAUUAUUUAACGAGUUGCAUAUAUAUUCUAUAGAAACAAAUAAAUGGAUUGCUAUUAAUACUCUAGAAACACCUCCACCUAUGUCAGCUCAUUCGGCAACUAUUCAUGGAAAUAAUAUGAUUGUAUUUGGUGGUAUUAGUGGAAACUUUCGAUCCAAUUCCGUUUGGUGUUUAAACUUGGACACAUAUGUUUGGCAUCAACAAUACAUAUUGUCUCACCAACCGCCACCAUGUCAUGGUCAAUCACAGAUUCAUUUAGGGGAUCAUCAUUUGCUUGUGCUAGGAGGUUGUACCGGUCCUAAUUCAGCUAUGAAUGAUGUUUGGUUAUUAUCUAUGAUUGGGCCAGUAUGGGGAUGGAGAAAAGUAACAUUAUAUCACAGAGAAUGGGCACCUGCUUGUAUUUGGUGUCAUCAAGCUUGCAAGAUUGGAAAUUAUAUAGUCGUAUUAAGUAACAACAAGCGACGUGCUAAAGUAAAUGACAUGAAUAUACCAAUGCAAAAUGUUGCUUUUCAAAGACCAGUAUGGAGAUUACCUGAAUUAUCACCUUUGCAAGAAAGCAAACAAAGACCCAAAACGGAUGUAGAUACAGAUGAAAAUGUUAAUGGUCGACAUGGAUCUUUCUCAAGAUCAUCCUCGCAAAGUAGAACGACUAAUUCACCAUCAAGAAGAUCAAACUUUUCUAGAAUCGUUCCAUUUUGUUGUGACAGUGCAGUGAGCAUGGCAGCGUUUCGUGACAAAUCAAUUAACACUAAUUUCAAUCUCAAUAGACAGCGGCAAUUGGAAAGUCUUAAAAAAAUGGAAGACAAGAUAAGAAAUAGAAAGUUGCAAACAAAAGUUCCCAAGAGAACGACGGAGACCGCGUUAUCUAUAUUUCUUUUAGAUAUAAGUAAAGUACUUAGUGAUGAAUGUAGCGCCACUUGGACUCCAUUGAAGGCAUUCGAUCAUACGGAACCUGAUGAAAGAAUUUUGUAUUCUCUUGUUAUGGGUAAACGAGAGUUAAUUGUUUUUGGAGGUAUUCGCAAAGAACAUGCUACUUUUCAACCUCAAGGUGAUAUAGAUAAUUUAGAAGUGUAUAAUGAUUUACAUUUUAUACAUCCACGUAAUUACGUUAUAUAAUAUUAUAUAAAUGUAAACGUAUUGUGUUUUUGAGAAUCCUAUGUGUAAUAAUGUAAUUAAAAUUAUCGUCUUUAUUAAUUUAAUAGUAAUAUGCCGACAUAUUAUAUAUAUGUAUGAUAGUAUCAGUGUCACAUUGUAUAUUAUUUUAUCUUGCUGAUAACAACUUAUUAAUAUUCGUUUGUAAAUUAUAAUUUCUAAAUUAAAUAAGUAACGCUACCAAACAGGGCACCGCGCUAAGGGCAUCGAGUUAACGCCAUUGAACGGAGCAGUGAUUCGCAAAAUAUGCAUAUUGUGCGUCGAUAAACAAUUGCUAUUCGGAGUUACAUUUUUCAACGCUACCUUGUCAUUCUUCGAAUCGUACUCUUCUUUAUGUGUUACGUGAUGACAUGUUGGUAGAUCUUGCAAUAAUUACUGUUGAAAUUUAUCUUGAUUACCAAAGUGGAUGCCGUCUAGAUCCGGCUCUCGCAACGAAAGGGUUAAUCAGACAUUUAAUAAUAGUAGAUUUAAAUUUAAAUAGAAAAUAAAUUCUAAUGUUUUUUGUCCUUCUUGUUAAGAUAUGUCAUAAAAAUAUUACUGGAAGUUAUUUGCUUCUAAAAUUAUAGGCAUAAGACGAUGGAAUUGAUGUGAUAUUAAUUUUAAAAUAUAA